This is a messenger RNA of Triticum turgidum subsp. durum (durum wheat), 312 nucleotides long. NCBI's taxonomy places the organism in Eukaryota, Viridiplantae, Streptophyta, Magnoliopsida, Poales, Poaceae. The record is from the annotation of a GenBank genome assembly.
AUGUACUUGUCACUGGCUGCAGCGGCGAUGUUGCUUCUAGUACUGACAGCCACGGAGGCUGAAGGCAUCCGGCUAGACGCACAGACCCGGGAAUCCAUCAGAAGUGGCGGCGGUAACCCAAUGCUCAAUAAACCAGUCGAUGAUGCGGUCAAGGGUUCCAGUGAUGAUGCGGUCAAGGGUUCCGGUGGAUCGACGAGCGAGACGACAGGGAGCCCUGGUACUGCGAGCGAAGUUAAGGCAGUGCCUCCUGGGUUGCUGGAGUUCCAGGAAGACUAUUAUGUUCCAAGCGUUCACAGCCCUAGGCACCACUGA